Molecule: messenger RNA, 1729 nt
Organism: Papaver somniferum (opium poppy)
Lineage: Eukaryota; Viridiplantae; Streptophyta; Magnoliopsida; Ranunculales; Papaveraceae
Product: bromodomain-containing protein DDB_G0270170-like
Exons: 5
Coding region: 242-1489 (415 amino acids)
Biological process (GO): regulation of flower development
Cellular component (GO): nucleus
Molecular function (GO): protein binding
Source: RefSeq, a predicted model, not a curated record
CAACCCAAACCCAUCUUGUUUCUCUUUCAAUCUUCAUGAAAAAUGGUCAUCUUCUUUUGGUUAAUUCAUGUUAAAGCACAGAGAUGAUUAGCUAUUUAGCUUCCUUCCUUGAGAUCAGUCAUGAUUUUUAUUAGUUAAUUGUUGGGUCGAAUAAGUGGGCAUAUAUAGAUAUAGCGAGUUCCUUGAGCGGAGUUUUGAUUAGCUUCCUUUCUCAGGAUAUUGGCGAAAUUUACUAAUCAAGAUGUUGCAGGACGUUAUUCAUCCACCCGAACAACAACUUGAUCCUCUGGAAAAUAUUUCCAGCCCCAUAAGUGCUCAAAUGUUUGAGUUUUCUGACCAAGACUUGUUUCCGGAAAACUUACCAAACUCUGACGUAUCCUCAUCAAAUAACUGCUGCUAUGAGGAAAACUCUUCAUACGCUGCAAAUCUUUCAGAUGCCUCGUAUGCUUUAGAUGGAACAGGAAUGUACAGCAAUAACAACUUUAGCAUUAGUAACAACUGUAACCCCAAUGAUAUACUUAACACCAUGAUAACCAACAAUAACUUGCCCAUGAUUUUUGAUUCUCAAGAUGAGAAUGAAAAUAAUAUCACCUCAGCCAUGAACUUAUCAUCGUCAUCUCCAAAUUUGCAAUACCCAAUCCCUCCCAUGAUCACAACCCAAGAAGAAGAAUUCGAUUUUUCCUCGCUACAAGUACCACCGCUUCCAUUAACAGAUGACACUAAUGGGUUUUUGUCAUAUUCUACCAAUCCUAUUUGCUCGUUAGCAGGAUCCGGACCACCAUUACCAUCCAUAUUUGAAGAUGAUUGUUUAUCCUCUUUACCAACUUCUUAUGCUAGUUUAGAUCCAUGUUCACCGUCUUGUUCUUGCAUUGAUCCUUCUGUUGGAUCAUUUUUGCCCGCGAAUUUCACUAGCACUACCCCAUUGUCAACUGAUUGUGGAUCGGGAAUAUUCUCGGGCGGCAUGCUUAUGGGAUCCGAAUUGCAGCAAGAACUGGAUCUCCAAGGAGAUAACAGUAAUGGUGUUUACGUUACUGAUACCAUGCAACGAGUUUUCAACCCAACUGAUAUUCAGGCACUUAAUCAUGAUAAUCAACUGCUAGUAAAUGAGUGUAGUAACAAUAACACUACCCAAUUAACAUCAGAGUUAGCAAGCUUGGACGAAUCUUCGUACAAAGUUGGAAGACUGUCAGUUGAAGAGAGAAAAGAAAAGAUUCAUAGAUACAUGAAGAAAAGAAAUGAAAGGAACUUCAGUAAAAAAAUCAAGUAUGCUUGUCGAAAGACUUUGGCGGAUAGUCGACCUCGCGUUAGAGGAAGGUUUGCAAAAAAUGACGAUUUCGGAGACAGUGUUAGAAAUAGUUGCAGCAAUCUUGAAGAUGAUGAAGUAGUAGGAAAAGAGGAAGAUGUUGAUUCUUCCGAUGAUAUAUUUGCUCAUAUCAGUGGAGUUAAUUCUUUUAAAUGCAACUAUGAUCUCCUUCAAUCUUGGAUCUGAUCAGAUCAACAUCAUACAUCGUUAUCUAAGGGCAUCUGCAUAUUUUGUACAAUUCUGCAUGUGCAUGGGAUCCCCCAUUUUCUAUCGCAUAAAAAUAAUAUAAUAGAUACUCUAAGAAAUAAGGGGGUGACUAAAUGUACUUUGAUUUUGGAUAUAUAUCAGGGGCGGAGCCAGCCCAUUGCUAGGGGUUGCACUUGCACCCCGCCCAGCUGGCUCCAAAGCCCAUUUUAGGUUUUAAAA